This is a messenger RNA of Cladophialophora psammophila CBS 110553, 1122 nucleotides long. Its product is annotated as UDP-glucose 4-epimerase. The coding region runs from base 1 to 1122 and encodes 373 amino acids. Lineage: Eukaryota; Fungi; Ascomycota; Eurotiomycetes; Chaetothyriales; Herpotrichiellaceae. Gene Ontology annotation, molecular function: UDP-glucose 4-epimerase activity. Gene Ontology annotation, biological process: beta-D-galactose catabolic process via UDP-galactose, Leloir pathway. The record is from RefSeq and is a predicted model, not a curated record. Gene Ontology annotation, cellular component: cytosol. The transcript has 2 exons.
AUGCCUGCGGGGUCCUGCUUGAUCACCGGAGGCACCGGAUACAUUGGCUCCUUCACAGCCCUAGCCCUUCUCGAAGCAGACUACAGGGUCGUCGUGGUCGACAACCUCUACAACUCCUCUCCAGAAGUCCUCAAUCGGAUAGAACUCAUUUGCGGCAAACGACCCGAAUGCUACAAUGUCGACAUCACGGACGAAAAAGCCCUCGAUGAUGUCUUCUCCAAACAUCCCGACAUCGACAGCGUCAUUCACUUUGCCGCAUUAAAAGCCGUUGGCGAGUCGGGCGAGAUUCCCCUCGACUACUACCGUGUCAAUGUCUAUGGCACACUCUGUCUCCUCUCUUCGGCUGCCCGACAUAAUGUGACAAACAUCGUCUACUCCUCAUCCGCUACCGUCUAUGGCGACGCCACGCGUGUACCGGGCAUGAUCCCGAUUCCAGAAGAAUGCCCCCUGGGACCUACAAAUCCCUAUGGCAAUACCAAGUUCGCUUCCGAGUUGAUGAUCACGGACCAUAUCAAUGCCGAGCGCGCAAAGGCCCAAAAGCAAGGGGAUGCAGAUGCAGUCAAGAAAUGGAACGCCGGACUCUUGCGAUAUUUUAACCCGGCGGGAAGUCACCCCAGCGGAAUCAUGGGUGAAGACCCCUCGGGAGUACCAUAUAAUCUGCUCCCAUUGCUCGCGCAAGUUGCCACAGGGAAAAGAGACAAAUUGCUUGUAUUUGGCGACGAUUACGCAUCUCACGACGGCACCGCCAUUCGCGAUUACAUCCACAUCCUGGACUUGGCUGAAGGCCACCUAAAGGCACUCGACUAUCUACGCACGCAUCAACCAGGCGUCCGCGCCUGGAACCUAGGCACCGGGCGCGGCUCCACUGUGUUCGAGAUGAUCAAGGCGUUCAGCAAAGCGGUGGGUCGGGAUCUACCCUACGAAGUAGUUGAGAGAAGACCAGGUGAUGUACUGGAUCUGACCAGUAACCCCACACGGGCAAAUCGAGAGCUGGGUUGGAAGGCCACCAGGACGAUGGAGGAUGCAUGUGCCGAUCUAUGGCGGUGGACGGAAAAUAACCCCGAGGGAUACAGGCAGAAACCGCCCCAGCAGUUUUUGGAUGCGUUGAAGAAGAACAACUGA